AUGUUGCUCCAAAGCAAAGCGGUGCUCCAUCUGUGUCCGGAAGUCCAGCCAGUUUUCAGACCUAAAAAGCCAGUUCCAUACGCGGUCAUAACAAUCCUUGAUGCCAAACUCAAGCGCUUUAAAGGCUUUGGAGUCCUGAGGCCCGUGAGUUACUCCCCAUGGGCUGCACCAAUCUUGGUUGUCAAAAAGUCAAAGGGUGCUGCAUGUAGCUGCGCCGAUUACUCUACAGGUCUGAAUGAUGCCCUGGACAGUCAUUGCUAUCCACUGCCAUUACCUAAUGAUAUUUUUGCCAAGAUGAACGGCGGCGCUCAGUUUGCAAAUCUAUAUCAUUCAGGAGCCUACCUGCAUGGUGAAGCUGCAGAGGAAUCCAGACACCUUCUGACGAUCAAUACUCACCGUGCCCUAUUUCAGUACGCUCGAGUGCCAUUCAGAGUGAAAACUGCACCGUCCAUCUUUCAGCAGAUUAUGGACACAAUGCUGGGUGAUCUGACCGGAGUUGCCGCAUACCUUGACAUCAUCGUCUUUGGGGCCACAAAAGAAGACUUUCUGUCCCGACUGAACGCUGUCCUUCGGAGGUCCGAACUUCUACUCACGCGCUUCAACCCCCAACUGCCUAUCGUUCUCACAACUGACGCAUCGAACCGUGGAGUUGGUGCAGUCAUUGCUCACCUUUUUCCUGACGAUACGCAAAAGCCGAUCGCUCAUACAAUGCCCUUGGCUCCAGCUAAGCGGAAUUACGGCCAAGUUGACAAAGAAGCGCUAGCAAUCAUUUUUGGGAUGAAGAAGUUCUGUAAAAUACUUUAUGGCCGACACUUCACGUUCGUGACUGUCCACAAACAACUACUGGCUAUACUCGGUUCCAAGAAAGGUAUCCCGGUAUACAUAGCCAGUCGUCUACAACGAUGGGGCACGAUUUUGCUCGGCUACAACGUUGCUAUAAAAUAUGCCUCAACCGAGAAAUUUGGGCAGGCCGAUGAGCUAGCGCGCUUGAUUGCUCCUCACGAAAUGGAACCAGAAGACACCGUCAAAGCAACCGUUGCCGUUGAACCGGAAGUGCCCUCACGGUGGCGAGCUUAUUGGCGGACAGAACGUAAAGAGCAGCGCUACACCCUUCUUCACUCGAACUUUGUAGGUGCUAAUCCAUCUAAAGGACAAGUUGUUACCAAAGGUCCGGACUAUUGUGGGUCAUGCUAUGGUGCCGAAAGUGAGACGCGCAAGUGCUGCAAUACAUGCAAAGAGAUUCAACUUGCUUAUCAAGAGCGACAUUGGGUAGUGAAAAAUCUCUCAGUCUUUGAGCAAUGCCGUGAAGAACAGUGGGACGAUACACUUGCCAACUUGGGUUCCGAAGGAUGUCGCAUUCAAGGAAGCCUGGAAGUAAACAAAGUCGCCGGGUCAUUCCACAUUACACCGGGCAAUAGCUAUGCGUCAGAUCAAGUACAUGUUCAUAAUUUGCAGGGUUUCGACGGGCAGAAGCUGAAUAUGUCGCACAAAAUCGAUAAACUGGCUUUCGGUAACAUGUACCCUGGUCAAACCAAUCCGCUUGACGGAACAACGAUGAACGUAGUGGAGCCUGCUCAGAUGGUUACCUACUACAUGAAACUUGUCCCGACUAUGUACGUUUCUUACAAUACCACGACACAGAGUCUUUCGACGGUCCAUACGAACCAGUAUUCAGUCACGUGGCAUUCGAAAGGUUCACCGUUGACCAGCGAUUCUUCGGGGAUUCCUGGACUAUUCUUCAACUAUGAGCUUUCUCCUCUCCUUGUCAAAAUCUCUUUUGAGCAUAAGUCUUUCUUGCAUUUUCUGACCAAUACUUGUGCAAUUAUCGGGGGUGUAUUCACCGUUGCCAGUCUCUUGGACGCAUUCAUCUACCAAUCCACCUGUGUGGUUCGCAAACGACUGAGUACCAAACACUCUUCGUGAUACUUUUGGUCCGGUGUUAUUUUUCCUCCCACCUUGGAAGCAAUUGUGAUCUUGCGUUUUGCCGCUGUUCUUUCAAAGAUGGAACCUCUCUUCUGUGCAACCGUGUAAAAAGGACAAGUAUUCAAGCUGCACUUGGCAAAAUCUUUUAUUCUUUGCCGUUUUGUACAGUAUAUGUUGUUGUGAGCACGGGAAUGAUCUUUGUUUUUGCUUCCACCUGUGAAAGGCAGCGCACUUCGUACCUAUCUAUAUCGGACUUUGGUUGUUCUAGCUAUCUCUCGGAUCUUCUUCAAAUGUAUGGUUGCACUGGAGCACAUUUGUUGAAAACAAAGAC
This is a messenger RNA of Opisthorchis viverrini, 2254 nucleotides long. RefSeq lists its product as hypothetical. Gene Ontology annotation, biological process: endoplasmic reticulum to Golgi vesicle-mediated transport; retrograde vesicle-mediated transport, Golgi to endoplasmic reticulum. NCBI's taxonomy places the organism in Eukaryota, Metazoa, Platyhelminthes, Trematoda, Opisthorchiida, Opisthorchiidae. The coding region runs from base 1 to 1923 and encodes 640 amino acids. Gene Ontology annotation, cellular component: Golgi membrane; COPII-coated ER to Golgi transport vesicle; endoplasmic reticulum membrane. The record is from RefSeq and is a predicted model, not a curated record. The transcript is spliced from 10 exons.